Molecule: messenger RNA, 4296 nt
Organism: Cinara cedri
Lineage: Eukaryota; Metazoa; Arthropoda; Insecta; Hemiptera; Aphididae
Source: the annotation of a GenBank genome assembly
AUGGAAAGUAUUGACUUAGAAUUCAACAACUUAUCCUUGACGGUCAACAUUUGGGAGCCUCUAGUGACCAAGACAUUGAGACCUGGUGAGUUUUAUAAUGUAAAGCAAAAAUAGGGUUGCAUUUUAUUACCUACGCUGUCUUGUGUUUCAGAUAAGAAAACCAUUUUAAAAAAUGUCAGUGGUUCGUUUUAUAGAAACCAAGUAACAGCCAUACUUGGCUGUUCUGGAUCUGGAAAAUCAACACUCAUGAACAUUUUAUCUGGUUAUACGUGAGUAAUCUAAUCAUAUUUUAUGUUUAACACUAUGUAUCUGAUUUGUAUUUCAUAAGUUGUAUUAUGUUAAUCAUCUAGAUCAAGUGGCUACCAAGGAUCUGUGACUUUAAAUGGUGCACGGAGAGAUUUACUUUCAUUUAGGAAUGUUUCAAGCUACAUUAUGCAAGAAGAUCAUUUGCAAUUAUAUUUAACUGUUCAAGAAUCCAUGGAAAUCGCUAUGAAGCUCAAACAUUCAACAAUUAAAUUAGAUAUGAAAAAAAGAACCACUGUGAGCUAAUAAUAUUAUUAAAAUGUAAUGAUCAAAUCCAUACUAUUUGUGUUUAUUGAAGAUGUAUUUGUUCAUAUUUGGUUUUUCCCAGAUUAAUAGUUUAUUGGAUAAUUUGCUAUUAUGUGAUAAACGAGACAGUUUGGUUUAUACUUUAUCUGGUGGUGAACGAAGGCGAUUAACCAUUGCUUUAGAAUUAGUUCGUAGCCCACAAGUGAUGUUUUUCGAUGAACCCACCACGUAAAUUCCUUAUAUUUGAAUCUAUAAAUUAUAAACUAUUUAAAUAAUUAUAUAUAUUUUUUUUUUCUUACCAGAGGUUUAGACAUAGUAUCUGCAAAUAAAGUGAUUAAAAUUAUGCGAAAAUUGGCUGAUUCUGGGAAAACAAUAAUAUGUACUAUUCAUCAAGCUUCUGCUUAUCAUUUGACUACUUUUGACACUGUUUAUGUCCUUACACCUUUUGGACAGUGCAUGUAUAAUGGAAAAUCUUCGCAAAUAGUAAAUUAUUUUUCAGAUCUUGGUUUUCAAUGUCCAAUAUAUCACAACCCUGCUGAUUAUGGUUGGUAAUGCCUCACUAAACAAAAAUACAACUAUGUAUUUAAAUUUAUUGAUUUGAUCUAUUCAGUGAUUGAAUUAAGUUUGGGUGAAUAUGAAAAUUCUAUUGACACAUUGGUUAACCUCGUUGAAGAACAAAACCAAAAUGAUCAACACAUACCUAGUAAACAAUAUAUAUAUUUUUGUAAAAAUAAAUUAAGAGCAUUAACUUAACCCGCCAUUGCCCAUUAGUAUCAAUGUUAGCGUUUUGCUAACAAUAAACUUAUAUUAAGAAUUGCUUGUUCAAAUAAAAAUACAGUUUUGAAACUCCAUGUAUCUCUUAUUAAUAUUAUAUUAUAUUAAAAUAAUUACAAAAAUAAAUUAUAAACUUCUAUUUGUAAGUAUUAUGAGCAGAUGAAUUUCCCAUUAUGUUAGCACCCCGCCCACAUAAUACUGAUCAAUACUUCCUAUUGAAAGUCAAACUUUUGUAGGAUAUAACUAGAUAAACAUUUUAAUCUUUGUUUCACUAUUCUAAGUUCAUUAAAUAAUUCACAGGAAUAAAAAACAACAAUGUUAGCGUAAUGCUAUCAAGAUACCAAUUGUGUUAUAAAACAUAUCAAUAUCGACGAUGGGUUAAAUUGAUUGUUACACAACUUUGGUUUAAAUUAAAUAAUAUCUAGUAUUUUACUCUUUUAGAUCAGAGUGGCCAAAGUGAUGACAAUGAACCUGUAGUUUAUAAUCGAGAGUAUUCUACAAAGUAUUUUCCUGAACUUUGGAUACUUAUGCAUAGAAGUUUGCUGACUACUUUAAGAGAUCAUGUAAAUGAUUGAUAUCUACUAAAUAGUUAUAUGUUAAGGUUAAUUGUUAUUUUAAUAAAUACAUUUUUUUUGUUUUUAGUUUUUAGUUAAUGUAAGACUGUUUGUGCACUUUGUGUUGGGUACCAUGUUUGGAAUUGUUUAUAUGGGGCUUGGAAAGAGCGCUAUGCAUGUUCGAGACAAUGCAGUAUUGUUAUUUUUUUGUGUAAUGUUUAUGACGUAUGUCGCUUCAUUUACUAUGUCUCUAAAAUGUAAGUAUUUGUAUAAACCAUAAAAAUAAAUACAAUAAAUUUAUUAAAAAUAAACUAUAAUAUUUAAUAAUAAUAUAGCUACUGUAUUAUUUUAAUUUGAUAGUUCCAUUAGAGUUAUCAGUAAUGCGAAAAGAAUAUUUCAACCGAUGGUAUUCAUUGAGUUCAUAUUACAUUUCUAUAACACUUGUAGAUCUACCAGUACAAGUUAGCAUAAUAUUUAAAAUUUCUAUUUUAGGAAAAUAAAAUAUUAACAUUAUUGUGAUCUAAAUAAUUUUUUUGUUUUCAGAUAUUUUGUACAUUUUUAUUCUGUUCAUUAAUUUACCUUUUAUCCGGCCAGCCUAUUAUAUUUUUUAGGAUUUCAAUGUUUUUAUUGAUAUUUAUUGUGACCGGACUUAUGUCACAAGCAAUUGGAAUGCUUGUCAGUACUCUAUGCAAGAGUUUUGUAGUAAGUUUUAUUGAAACUAAUACCUGGUAUAAUUAAUUAAUUUAAAAUACAUUUGUCCUAGAUAAACACAGUUAUAGUUGCAUUGAUAUUAAUGUUUUGGACUACUUAUUCCGGCGGUAUGAUAAGAAUUUCAGAUACACCUGAAAUAUAUCGAUGGUUAUAUGACAUAUCAUUUAUGAAACAUUCUGUACAAGGUGUACUACAUGCUGUGUAUGGAUUUGAUCGUUCCGUAUUGCCUUGUUCAAAUGUAAGUAAUAUUAACUAACUACGUCCUACACUUUCAAUUUGUAUUGAAGUAAUACCUAUUUAUAUUAUAAAAAUGUAUGAUUUAAUUAUACAUUCAUAAGUUUUAUAGAAAUAAAAAUGAAUAUUAUUGCAUCAAGUAAUAGGCACAUUAGAGAAACUGCUGUUUUUAAUACGAAUAUAAUUUUGUACCGGGGGGGGGGGGAGUCAGUCAAAAAUUUUCAAGACACUUUUAUUGUAAUAUAAAAAUGUGAUUAUGUAUAUAUGUAUUUGGUUUCUAUUAAAAUCAAUGAUACUAUAUUUUUCUGUAUAGUGGAGAAAUUACAAACAUAUUAACCAAAUACUAUUUUUACUAUUUUGUUUCUAGUAUUUUACUAAACACAUUAGAACUCUCCAAAGUCUGAAUCUAAAUAAUGAUAGAACAAUAAAUAGUAUUCAGGUACAAUUGUACAUUGCGCGACUAUUGACAUUACAAAAAACCACGCAACUAACACGGGAUUAAACACAUUUUGAAAUUUCCAGAAUGUUUUGUCCAUGUUAUGAAAGCUAAUAUAAGUAUUUGGUGAUCUUAACAUUUGUUUUUACCUAAAUUAUAACAAAAAAUACUAGAUUGAAAAUAAAAAAACUUUUUCUGUAAACUUUUCCAUUUUUCUUAUAAUUUUUCCCAUGCAUAAAAAACUAGAAGGAAAUUCCAUUACCCAUCAGAAUCAUAAAAAAAAAAAAAAAAAUGAAAUAAAAUGAAGGAUGUACUUUUCACUCCAGGUAGGUCAAUGUAAAAGGUGUGACUGGUGGAAGUUUGAAUAGGGGGGGGGGUUAAUUUAUUUCAUUGUAAUCAGAAAAAUAAUUCCGAGUGUAUUGAUAGUGUUUUUUUGUUUGUUGCUAAGAUAACCCUGAAAUCAACAAAAAUAAAACUAAUUAGAUUUUCUGUCUGUUUUUAAAUUAUUAAAAUUAAACGGUUGAAAAUUUAGAAAAUAUUUCAAUAUAAAGUAUUGCCUGGCAGAAAAUCUGAAUUUUUUAAAAUAUGAUGCAAAUAAGUUGUAAAAUAUUGAAAAGUUCAAAACAUUUUUCAAAUUAAGUACCAUCAAGUAUUAAUGAUAUAUCUUUUAUAAUACAGUAUCAAAAAAUUGUAUUAUUUUUAUUAUCUCAAAAACUUUUUACAAAUUAAAAAAAUAAUGUGCAACUAAUAGCUUCUUUGUUACACUCUGAAACUUAAAUUGUUUUAUUGGUACUUAUUAGUUAUGAAUGUUAUGACUUAUUAUUUCAUUCAUAUUAUUAUAUUGAAUAAAUUUGUAUUACAUUUUUGUUUCUUUUUCUAUAGAUUUUUUGUCCAUAUGGUUCACCAAAAGUAAUGCUUAAAACAAUUGAUAUGGCUGAUAACUUGUAUUGGAUAAAUGUCAGCUUUAUUACUAGUAUUUACUUUGUGUUAAAAAUAAGUUCUUUUAUUGCUUUAAAGUAUAAAUUGUCUACUACUUAA